Messenger RNA from Diabrotica balteata, 1410 nucleotides. Lineage: Eukaryota; Metazoa; Arthropoda; Insecta; Coleoptera; Chrysomelidae. The record is from the annotation of a GenBank genome assembly.
AUGGGAAAGCAUAUCUUGGGUAUUGAUAUUGGAACUACAUCUGUAAAAGUAUGCAUAGUUAAUGAAGAUACACAUGAUGUAGAAGUCCAACAUGUUAAAGACACCCAAUCAAAUAUACCAAGUGACACAGGACCCGGUGGUAAUAAACAGGAUGUAUCUAAGAUUGUUUCUGCUCUAAAUCUGUGUGUAUCUAAGCUACCAAAGCAGCUACUUCAAGAGGUAACAAAAAUAGGAAUAUGCGGACAAAUGCAUGGCGUAAUGUUUUGGAAAAACGACGACGAAAGAAAAUCCUGGGACAUUGUGGAAAAAGAUACUUCCGUUAGAUACGACGUUCUACAAGAUAGAGUCUCAGCUCUGUAUACUUGGCAAGACAAUAGAUGCGAUCCCGCCUUUUUGGCUACGCUUCCCGUCCCAGAAUCUCACUUAAAUAUUUCUACUGGUUUUGGAGUUGCUACAAUGUUCUGGAUGUCCAAAAACAAGCCAGAAAAACUAACGAAAUAUAAUUGUUCCGGAACGAUAGCAGAUUUCGCUGUAGCGAUGUUAUGUAAUUUGGACAAACCAGUAAUAUCUUAUCAAAACGCGGCAAGUUGGGGUUAUUUUAAUUGUCGAACUUCUGAAUGGAAUACGGAAUUGUUAACAAAUGCCAGUUUUCCCGUUGAGUUAUUACCGGAAGUCCGAGCUAGCGGCGAAAUUGCUGGACUAUUAGCCGGGAAUUGGCACAGCGUGCCAAAAGGAACUCCAAUUGGUGUUGGACUUGGUGAUUUGCAGUGUUCUGUACUGUCUACGGUAGAAACUCCACAAGAUGCAGUAUUAAAUAUUUCAACUUCAGCUCAGAUAUCCUAUGUGGUGGACGGCUACACACCCAAUGAUGGCCCUCCGGAAGUUCUUCCUUUGAAUCAUUGGCCCUAUUUCAACGAUCAGUACGUCGCUGUAGCGGCUUCCUUAAAUGGAGGAAACAGCUUAGCUACUUUUGUAAGGAUGCUACAACAGUGGGUAAUGGAUUUGGGUUUUAGUGUUCCUCAGUCUAAACUGUGGGAAAAAUUACUAGCUAUCGGCAUAGAAGACACGGCUAUUUCAGACCUUACAAUUAAACCCACUUGUCUUGGAGAACGAUAUGACCCAGAUCUAGCUGCAUCAGUCACAAAUAUACACGUUGGUAACUUAGGGUUAGCUCAAGUUUUCAGGGCACUUUGCAGGGGACUUAUGGAAAAUUUGCAUAGUAUGAUACCAAGAGAAGUGCUACAAAGUGCAAAGAUAAAUCGUAUAGUUGGAAACGGUUCAGGUCUCUCCAGAAAUAUGGUGUUACAAAAGGAAGUGGAGAAACUGUAUCAACUGCCAUUGGUGUUUACAAAAGGUGGUGAUGCUGCAAAAGGAGCCGCCCUAGCAGUAUAUCUAUAUUCCGAUAAAUAA